GACGGCAGGAAACCCCCUACCACCUCCCCACCUCCCUUCCUCCCCCCACCCGGCCGCCUCCUCACCCAGCGCAGUCAUUCAGGCUGCUGAUGGCUGCUGGCUGCGCGUGCGGCGGGUGCAGCAGGGCGCGCGUGCUGAGCGCGGUUUGAUGCGGCGGAGUUUAUGUGCUGAGGGCUGGAAGGUGCGCGCGGAGACCCGGGUCAGUGUUGUAUUGUAUUGCACGCGGACUGUGUUAUAAAUUAAGGGAAUAAAAGCAGAUUUUUAAAGUUUACUAAGGGCCGUUUUGGGGUAAACGCAGCGAGGAUGGAGCGCGUGACGGAAGUUUGUAAAGGUCGCAUGCUGGGCAUCUCGGUAGCCAUCGCGCACGGAGUGUUCUCGGGCUCUCUGAACAUCCUGCUGAAAUUCCUCAUCACCACCUACCACUUCACCUACCUCACCCUCAUCCAGUGCAUGACCAGCACCACGGCCGCGCUCACGCUCGAGACGCUGCGCAGACUCGGCAAGGUGGACAUCCCGCCCUUCAGCUUCCACCUGGCCAAAGUUUUCGCCAGCGUGUGCGUGCUGUCCACGCUGCAGUCCACGCUCACGCUGUGGUCCCUGCGGGGGCUCAGCCUGCCCAUGUACGUGGUCUUCAAGCGUUGCCUGCCUCUGGUGACGCUGGGCAUCGGGGUGUGCGUGCUGAGGAACGGGACCCCCAGUGUUGGGGUGGUGGUCGCCGUGCUCAUCACAACCGGAGGGGCGGCUCUGGCAGGUGCUGGUGACCUCACCGGUGAUCCCUUUGGCUAUGUGACCGGCAUUUUGGCUGUGAUUAUCCACGCCUCCUACCUCGUGCUCAUCCAAAAGACUGGAGCGGAUAGCGAAUAUGGCCCGUUAACUGCCCAGUACACCAUUGCCAUAGUGGCCUCCCCUGUGCUGCUUAUUUGUUCUUUUGUGAGCAUGGAUGCCAUCGACAUGUGGACGUAUGAGGGCUGGAAGAACCCCUUUAUCACAGGCAUCUUCUGCUCCUGCAUCUUCAUUGGCUGUGCCAUGAACUUCACCACACUUCACUGCACCUACAUCAAUUCAGCUGUGACCACCAGCUUUGUGGGAGUUGUGAAAAGCAUUGCGACCAUUACUGUGGGCAUGCUAGCGUUUACUGAUGUGGAGCCCACCAAACUGUUUAUAGCAGGUGUAGUGGUUAACACCGUUGGCUCCAUCACCUACUGCGUGGUGAAGUACUACGAGACCCAGAAGAAACUCAAAUAUCAGGAUAUGGACGAGGCGGCCAAGGGCGAUGAACCAGCUGGAGAUCCAUACGUGGACCCACCGUCCAAAGGUGACGGAGAAUUGGAAAGUUUCGCUAAUGGCAGCCUGAGUGGAACAUUCAGUGGCAAUGAGAUGAGUCCAGUCCGUGAAAAUAAAGUAGCAGAGUCCAUAGAGUUAGAAAGACCAGCAUUUCUGGAGAACGAGCAACCAAGCCAGUCUUUAAGUGACAAUUAUGUCGGGGUCUGGAGGUCGGUUCGCACCUUAAAGUUCCUAAAGAAGGACCCUUUAAUUGAGAACAUGGAAGUUCAAAGUCCUUGAUGAAGGGCCUCCUGUUUAAAAGAGGUUGCUAAGCAUGCUAAGCUAAAGUGUCGUCACAGACUGACAGCGGGAACAUGAGCAAUGUUCGCCUAUUCCUCGCUGUCUUAAAUGAGUAGCUCAACCAAACAUGCUAACACGCCUAACAGUGAAUAGUGGUUAGGAUUCAUGUCAUUUACAUGAAUAUUGGUGGUUAUCCACUGUUGGCAUUAGCAUUUAUGACUGAACUAUUCCUUUAAACCUGGUUUUAAGGAAAGCAAGUAUUUUUUAAAGAAAUGUUAUAGUCUGUUUUUACAGCACUGUGUAAAAAUCAGAGACCACCCAUCAUCUGUUUCAUUUCCAGUCAGAACAGCCAUUAAAUGUUCAUUAAUAAGUAUUUUUUUUUAUUUUAAAUUGGACAAAAGAAAGUUGGAGUAUUUCCAGCUUGACACCAUCCUAGUCAUGAUGUCAUUGAUGUUGAGGUCUGGAGUAUGGGGUGGUCAUAGCAGAACAGCAGCAGAUUCUUUAUUCUGAGUGUGGAGGAUGGACAUGAAUAACCUGUGGAUGUUUUCAGAUCUAAUGUGAAAACAGAUUUUUUAAAGACUUUUAUCUGUCUUUAAUACAAAUUGAAUUCAAUAGACAAAUAUUUUUGUGUACUUUUUUCUAUACUGAAACUAAAAAUUUUCCCCCACAUUUUUAACUCCUUUUCUUCCUUAUGGAAAUGAGUUGUGUUAUAUCUAACCCCCUGAGAAACAUCUUUCUUCGCAUUUAAUGGAUGCUUUGAUUGGAAAUUAAAUACAUGAAGGGUGGUCUCUGGCUUUAAAGUACUGUAUAUUGGCUGGAGCAAAACAAUGUUGGCUGCUUUUAAGAGCGUAUGAGUGUUACAUUGAUAUGUUUGUGCUGAGUGAUCAGUUUUCCCAGGAACACGGCAGUCAACUGAUCCAAAUGAAUGAAAAAAAAAAUCUGAUUUAGAAAAUGCUAAUUUCUGAUUUAUGCCGACACAGUACAGUACAUGUAUAAAUCAGGCAGAUGUGCUGGUGUAUGAAAUGUGAAACUACAUCUGAUCUCCGACUUUAUUUUUAAUGGAUAUUUAUAUUUUAUGUGUAUGCAGUGUCUGAGUUGUGUUCCAUUUGAAAUGCGGUAUCUGCAUGUAUCGUCAUUUCAAACUAGUUUUAUAUGAAAAGCUUGAGAUGCUCAUGUCAUCUCUAAUGAUAUGGCCUUUAUUCAAGUCAUCCGCCAGCCGCUGUGAUCGCGCUGCCGUUGAGAAAUGUUUUUGAAUUGCCAGUGGAUGGUGGUGAUAAGGUUCACUUAACAGCAAAACAAUCUAAAUUCGUUUUUGAAAGAUCCAGCCAGGGGCAAAAAAGACAUUAAGUUAUCCUUUAUGUUGAAGUCAGUAUCAUUAGAGCAUGUGUUACCUCAGUUUGUACAGCUGAGAGGCUUCCAGCCAACAAACCCCAAAGCACGACCACCUUCUGGGACUGUGAGCACUGCAAUCCUUUUCAAAAACUGUCUGAAGCAAUUUCAUAUGUUCUGUGUAAAGGGAUGCCUUCGUGAUUAAAAGAGCGCAUAUCUGAA
Messenger RNA from Astyanax mexicanus (Mexican tetra), 3114 nucleotides. Its product is annotated as solute carrier family 35 member D3. NCBI's taxonomy places the organism in Eukaryota, Metazoa, Chordata, Actinopteri, Characiformes, Acestrorhamphidae. Gene Ontology annotation, cellular component: Golgi apparatus. The transcript has 2 exons. The record is from RefSeq and is a predicted model, not a curated record. Gene Ontology annotation, molecular function: antiporter activity. Bases 304 to 1563 code for a protein of 419 amino acids.